Phaethon lepturus (White-tailed tropicbird) is the source of this 483-nucleotide messenger RNA. It is a transcript of the gene CPLX4, whose product is annotated as complexin 4. Gene Ontology annotation, biological process: neurotransmitter transport; synaptic vesicle exocytosis; regulation of neurotransmitter secretion. The coding region runs from base 1 to 483 and encodes 160 amino acids. The transcript is spliced from 3 exons. NCBI's taxonomy places the organism in Eukaryota, Metazoa, Chordata, Aves, Phaethontiformes, Phaethontidae. Gene Ontology annotation, cellular component: SNARE complex; terminal bouton. Gene Ontology annotation, molecular function: syntaxin binding. The record is from RefSeq and is a predicted model, not a curated record.
AUGGCCUUUCUAAUGAAAAAUAUGUUGAGCAACCAGGUAAAGAAUUUGGGACUUGGAGGUGGAGGGGAAGAAAGCAAAGAAGAAAGCACUCCUUCUGAUCCAGCAGCAGCUGCAGGAAUGACCAGAGAGGAGUAUGAGGAAUAUCAAAAGCAAAUGGUUGAGGAGAAGAUGGAAAGAGAUGCGGCGUUUGCACAGAAAAAGGCAGAGCGAGCCUGUCUGAGGGUUCAUCUGAGGGAGAAGUACAGACUCCCUAAGAGUGAAUUGGAUGAGAAUCAAAUACAGAUGGCUGGAGAUGAUGUGGAUUUGCCAGAAGACCUCCGGAAGAUGGUGGCAGAAGAUCAGGUGGAGGAAGAGGACAAGGACUCUAUCCUGGGACAGCUGCAGAACAUCCAGAAUAUGGACAUGGAUGCGAUCAAAGAAAAGGCACAAGCCACCUUCAACGAAAUGAAACAGGCUGCUGAGCAGAAAUGUUCAGUGAUGUAG